Puntigrus tetrazona (Sumatra barb) is the source of this 4133-nucleotide messenger RNA. Its product is annotated as nuclear GTPase SLIP-GC-like. NCBI's taxonomy places the organism in Eukaryota, Metazoa, Chordata, Actinopteri, Cypriniformes, Cyprinidae. The record is from RefSeq and is a predicted model, not a curated record. The coding region runs from base 497 to 2632 and encodes 711 amino acids. The transcript has 15 exons. Gene Ontology annotation, molecular function: GTPase activity.
UGUCCAUGUUUAAUCUGCAUUAGUAAUUUAUCACUUAGUUGCAUAUAAAAGGUCUGCAGAAAUAAAACACACACUAACUUAAAAGGGUCAUACUGUAUCCAUCCAUCUGUUUUCCAAACAGUUUGUCAUUAUGUAGAAGUUAUAUCAGUCAAAAAACCCACCCAGCUUAGUCCAUCACAGAGCUAACAAUAACUACAAUAAGAAUACACCUUCACAGUUUAGCGCAUCUGAUUCAGCUGUUCUGCAUGGUCUUGUAUUUGUUCUCUGUGGGAUGUUCUCAUGUGUCAUGUUGUCACUGAUUCUCUGGUUCUGUGUGUCUUGUUCUCAUUAGAUGGUUUUGUGGUCCCCUGUGUCAAGCAUAAAAGAUAUCCAUGCCUACUCCUUUAUGCUGAUAAUUGUAUAGCUGUUCCCUUGUUUCUAGUUCCUGUGUUUUCCAAGAUUAACCCGUGGAUAAAACCUUUGACUGUUUCCGUCUUUUGAUUGUUUGCCGCCAUUCAUGCUAUUUUUGCCACAUUGCGUUGUUUACAGUUUUGUUACAAACACAUGUGUCUGUUCUUUGUUGUACACAGAUAUGAUCAUUGAAAAAACAAGGCAUAUUCUGAAAAGUGUCACUAAAAGUUCAUAUCAAAUCGAUAAAGAUAGACGGAAGAAGGCAAUCAUAGGGAUUUUUGGAAAAUCAGGAGAAGGGAAGAGCUCUCUUUUAAGUGCAAUCUUGGGGAAAAAGGAUCUCUUACCGUCUGGUUGUUUUGGUGCCUGUACAGCUGUUGUUACUCAGGUGGAAGCCAAUAUAGAUGACUCCAACUACACAGCAGAGAUUGAAUUCAUCUCUAAAACGGAGUGGGAAGAAGAGCUCAGUGAACUUUUCAGGGAUAUAAACAACGAUAGUGGUGACAGGAAUGAGGAGUUGAUUAAAAGUGCUGUAGAAAAGAUAACUGCACUGUAUGGAGCUGAUGCAGACCAGAAAACAUUAGAAGAGCUCAAGAAUGAUGAAAAGUUUGCUGAGAUUGAAACCUUUUUGUCUCUCCAUAAAGAAGAGUAUCUAUUCAUUUCAAACAGUAAUCUCUCUGAUUUUACCAGCGAGGUUGCAAAUUACAUCCAACACAGUGCGUCAAGUCCUGGCGGCUGGUUCUGGCCGCUGGUGAAGAGCGUGACCAUCAAGAUACCAGACUGUCGUGAACUCCUGGAGCACAUUGUGCUUCUUGAUCUUCCUGGCACUGGAGACUGCAACAAGAUAAGAAAUGACCUGUGGAAAUCUAAACUGAGAGAGUGCUCUUCAGUGUGGAUUGUAAGUGCUAUCAAUCGUGCGAUCACUGACAGAGACCCCUUGGGGUUACUGAAGCACUGCAUUGAAGAACUGGGACCAGGAGGAAAAUGCAAAAGCAUUAACUUCAUCUGCACAAAGACUGAUGAAAUAAGUCCAGCAUCAUAUAUGAGAUCUGCACGACUUUCUAGAGACCAAAUCCCAGAUGACAAGGAUCAGGGAAAAACAUGCAUACUUCAUAGAAAUGAACUUGCCAAGACAAAGGUCAAAGAAAAGUUUGACCAUUCUGAAAUUAAGAACAUUUUAAAUACCAACAAUCAGUUUCAAGUUUUUACUGUGAGUUCCAAUGCAUUCUUUGAUCACAAUUUAAAUCUGGAAUCAAGUGAAACAGAAAUCCCAAAGCUGCAGGAUGAUCUGAAGAAUCUUAACAAGAGCACUAACAGAGAACUGGCCAGAGAUUAUGUCAAUAAAGCAAAGGGAAUUUUGUCCUUGAUCCAAAGUGGCCAGCUGGAUAAAGACAAGAAAACGAUUGAAAUGAAAUUCAGCAUCAUCAGAGAAUUUGAGAAGAACUUAAAGGAGUCACUAACAGCACUUGAAACGUUUUUUGACAGCAUUCAUAAUGAUCUGGAGCAGCAUCUCUCUGAGGGAGUGGAAGAAUCUGUAAAAUCAUGUGUUGAUUCCACAACGAAAUUAAUAGCACCUAAUAAGGAUGGAAGGGGGUUUCAUAAAAUCCUUGGAGCAUUUUGCAGGAACUAUGGAUUCUACUGGUUAAAAUCUCAGAAUGUUGUUCUAGACCUGAACAAGACAUUGGCACAACAUUUGCACAAACAUAUUUAUAAUGAUUUCAGUCAAACUUUUCCUGUUGAUGGAAAAACAGGAAAGUCAGUGCAGGAACAGAUUGAUAAGUUCAGCAUCAUCCAGAGUGACUCUGUUUACACCAGUUCUGACAUUCCAUUCCAACACAUGCUCAACUACAUCAAAACUGAGGAAACCAAACUGAAGGCAGCCCUCAAAAGAGACAUUGUUGACAUGAAGAAGGACAUCUUCUCAUCAGUUCAAAUAACCAUUGUGAAAGAAAUGGCUUCUUGUUAUCAGCAAGCUGCAGCUGUGAGAGGAACAGGAUCCAUGAAGAUGAAGCAAGACAUUUUAAUAACCAGAGUCGAUGAUAUAAAACAAGACAUGUUCAACAAAGCAAAAAAGGAAAUGCUUAAAAAGUUCACUAACUUAAAGCUGUAUGUAUUGAAUACUAUUAAAACUGAACUACAGGAAGUAAUAGAACGCUCACAAUCACAAACCAGCGAAAUGACACGGAUGGAUGUCUCUAGAGAGAUUGAAGAACUGGAAAGACUUCUGGAGCAACUGUCUGACUGAUGCUCAUCAAGCAAGAACUCACAUAAGAAACAUAACAAUGUGGCAACAAGUAACAGUCAAGUUUUACAACAAAUAGUUUUCACUCAAAUGUUAGAUGUUUAUUUAAGUUUGUUUGGUGGAAGAUGUAUUUCAUAUUCAGUUGAUCAUUUUCAUACAAUUUCUAAACCUUUUUUUUAUUUUAUAUGCAUGAUACACAAACUUCGUCAGUGAAAUGUUUGUAGCUGUCUGACUGUAAAGAUUUACUGUAUAGAUUAAGUGCAAAGGUCUUUCUGAAACAGAUGCAGUAGUGACCGUUAAGAAAGGAUGUCAAGAUAUUUCUAAUGUCUUGAUUUAUUUACUGUGCUAGAUAAGCUUUACGCAUGAAGUCAGAAUGAAAAUAUCUGAGAUGUGUCACAAGAAAAAGAGGACUGGGCUUGUUUUUCAAGCAUGAAUGGACUGCGUGAAGUGUAUAAAGUUUGCUAAUUGCUGCGGGUGUGAGGGACAGAUUGAAACAUUGAAACUUACUUUAUCAGGUAAUAAUAUGUUUGCCAUGGGAUGCAAAAUACGUUUUUUUAGGCCUAUGACAGGCAUUAAACUAAAAAAUACACUAAAACCACAUAACAAAAUUUUGGUAAGUCUUUUUUUAAGUCAAAAUUAAAAUGUGGUAAGUCUUAUUUACUGUAAUGUAACAGGUUAUAGCUAGCAAGCAGCUUACUGUUUCCUUUUAGUGGCUGACGUUAUUUUGUUUUCUGUGUCUUUCUGAAUACAGACACCAAUCUCCUGCACAGCCUGGAACGUAACAUUUAUUUCAUGAUUUGCCAUUUUUUGCUGUUAUCCUUACUUGAUUCUGUACAGUCUCUGCAGGACUUCUGAUUGGCUGUGCAGGUCUUGCUGGCCUAAAAAGGCAGGUAUAUAAAAAUUAAAGGUGCCAUAAAAAUCUUUCUAUGACACCUUUAAAUACCUUUAAUGCGAAGAUAUGAUGCAGCAAGGUUUUUUUGUUUUUUUUUAAAAUAUAAACAUGAUGGGUUUUUUUUUUUUUUGAGCUAUUAAAAUCAUAAUGUAUAGAAUUAUAUUUGGCAUCCCAGGAGUUCUUAGGACACAUAAAUGUGCACUCAAAAAUGUGUUCAAAUGCGCACAUUAUGUAUAAUAUAAUAUAUUUAAAACAGACAAUAUUUUUUGGUUUCAUGAGCAUUACGUACUGCUCUGUUUAUGUACUUGCGGUGAGGAGGAGUUGAAUGUCAACAUUAGUCUUCCUGGUAGAACCUUUGCUAAAGCUUUCAUUUCUGUAUCUUAAAUAGUCUGAGGGUGAGUACAUUUUCUGCAUAUUUUUGGGUGAACUAUUCCUUUAAGUGUAUUAUUUUUAUAAAAGGAUAACCUAGAGAUGCACAUAGAAAAAACAAACGAUCAUUUCCUAUCUUAGUCUUGAAAAUUUUGCCUGCAGACAAAGAACACAGUGUCCCUUUGCUUUAUUUCAUGGCACUUUGGUGUUUAUGUAAUAAAUAAACAAACGUAUGCUAAAAUA